Messenger RNA from Frankliniella occidentalis (western flower thrips), 945 nucleotides. RefSeq lists its product as uncharacterized. The coding region runs from base 1 to 945 and encodes 314 amino acids. Lineage: Eukaryota; Metazoa; Arthropoda; Insecta; Thysanoptera; Thripidae. The transcript has 5 exons. The record is from RefSeq and is a predicted model, not a curated record.
AUGGAUAUUGUUAAUGAUUUAUAUAAUGAUAUCUAUGACUUUAUGCUGUUAUUAUCGACUCUUGAUGAUAUUGAUUCGGAUGAUGGGGAUGUAGAAGAGGAAGGCAGACUUGAAGAGGUAGAGGAGAAGAUUUUGACCGUAACUGUUGGACGGCAUAUGCGGGAGACUGGGAGAAUUAUUAGAAAGGGAUUGCCGAUUGGUGAUGCCUUGCAGUACACUUUGUGGUCUCUGGCAAACCCUGAUACAUUUAGAAGCACUGGAGUCACCUUUGGUAAAGGAAGGGGUUCUAUACAUAAUCAAUAUCGAACCAUCAUUGAAGUAUUGCGAGAACUACGUGGCAGAUUUAUCAAAUGGCCAAGUAAUCGUGAGAUGGCGUCUAUUGCAAGAAUUUUUGAGGGACGGUAUGGAUACCCUCAGGUUGUUGGGUGCAUAGAUGGCUGCCACAUACCAAUUCCAAAACCACUUGAACAAGAGCAGCAGUAUGUGAAUAGGCAUCACCAAUAUUCCCUAUUAGUUCAGGGUGUUUGUGACGACCGCCUUCUCUUCAGGGAUGUUUUUAUUGGACAACCUGGUGCAGUAGGUGAUGCCAGAAUGUAUAGAAGAAGCCCCUUGAGCCAAAUUAUGCUCAGGCAACAAAACUUUAUGGAUGGCUUUCACCUGUUAGGUGAUGGUGCCUAUCCACUUACAGAUAAGCUCCUUAUUCCGUACAAAGAUAAUGGCAACAUGACCUUGAGACAGCGGACGCACAACAGGACAUUGUCAAAAUGCAGAUCUGCAGUUGAGAGGGCUUUUGCCUUGCUGAAAGGAGAUGACUGUGAUGGUGGAGAAUUUGAUGACGAUGGUGAAAGAGAUAAUGGGAAUUAUGUCAACCUGAUGAAUGCUGCCAAAGCACGUGGCAUGGACAAAAGGCAAUACAUUUCAGCCAUGUUGAUGCUGAAUGUUUAG